Messenger RNA from Rasamsonia emersonii CBS 393.64, 1323 nucleotides. RefSeq names its product Elongation factor Tu. The transcript has 5 exons. The coding region runs from base 1 to 1323 and encodes 440 amino acids. Gene Ontology annotation, biological process: mitochondrial translational elongation. Gene Ontology annotation, cellular component: mitochondrion. NCBI's taxonomy places the organism in Eukaryota, Fungi, Ascomycota, Eurotiomycetes, Eurotiales, Trichocomaceae. Gene Ontology annotation, molecular function: translation elongation factor activity; GTPase activity; GTP binding. The record is from RefSeq and is a predicted model, not a curated record.
AUGUCGAGCAUCUCCAGAACAGUGAACCUCCUCCUGCGGAGCAGCAGGUCUUCCCUGCUUCGCCCGCGUUCUGUCAAUCCUGUGCACCAUGUCUUCAGCAGCGAGAGGAUGGCUGCCCGUGGCUUCGCGACGGUGUUUGAGCGGACGAAGCCUCACGUCAACGUCGGCACAAUUGGUCACGUCGACCACGGAAAGACCACGUUGUCUGCUGCGAUUACGAAGCGCCAAUCCGAAAAGGGUCUUGCCCAAUUCCUCGAGUAUGGUGCUAUUGACAAGGCUCCCGAGGAACGGAAGCGUGGUAUUACCAUCUCGACCGCCCACAUCGAGUACUCGACCGAGAAACGGCACUAUGCCCACGUUGACUGCCCCGGUCACGCCGAUUACAUCAAGAACAUGAUUACUGGUGCUGCUAGCAUGGAUGGUGCCAUUGUCGUCGUUGCUGCCUCUGACGGUCAGAUGCCCCAGACACGUGAGCACCUGCUGCUUGCUCGUCAGGUUGGAGUGCAGAGGAUCGUCGUCUUCGUCAACAAGGUUGAUGCCGUCGCGGACAAGGAGAUGUUGGAAUUGGUCGAGCUGGAGAUGCGCGAACUACUCAACAGCUAUGGAUUCGAGGGUGAGAACACUCCGAUUAUCUUUGGUUCUGCCCUCUGCGCCCUGGAAGGCCGUGAACCCGAGAUUGGUGAGAAGAAGAUCGAUGAGCUCCUCGAUGCUGUGGACAACUGGAUUCCUACUCCCGAGAGAGAUCUCGAGAAGCCCUUCCUGAUGCCCAUUGAGGAGGUGUUCUCGAUCUCUGGACGUGGUACUGUUGCCUCUGGUCGCGUUGAGCGGGGUGUUUUGAAGAAGGACUCGGAGGUUGAAAUCGUCGGUGCUCAGAAGGAACCCAUCAAGACCAAGGUGACGGACAUUGAGACCUUCCACAAGUCGUGCGACGAGUCCCGUGCGGGUGACAACUCGGGCCUUCUUCUGCGCGGUAUCAAGCGUGAGGAUAUCCGCCGUGGCAUGGUUGUUACUGCGCCCGGUGGUGCUAAGGCUCACGACAAAUUCCUGGUCUCUAUGUACGUUCUCACCGAGGCUGAGGGUGGUCGCCGAACCCCAUUCGGCGCCCACUACCGUCCCCAGGUGUUCAUCCGCACUGCAGAUGAGGCUACCGAUCUGACCUUCCCGGAAGGUGAAGACCCUGACCGUCGGGUUUUCCCUGGUGACAACGUCGAAAUGGUUAUGAAGACCCACCGCCCGAUCGUUGCCGACGUUGGCCAGCGCUUCAACAUCCGUGAGGGUGGUCGCACCGUGGCCACUGGUCUGGUCACUCGUGUGCUUGAGUAA